UGUUUAAAAAAUCCAAUUGUUUUUCUUAAAGGAGUUCGACUUGGAGAAUGGAAUACAUCAUCUGAUCCAGAUUGUGACGAGGGCCAAUGCUCAGAUGCUGUAGUGAAUAUACCUGUGGUGGAACAAAUUCCUCAUGAAAAGUAUGAACCGAAUUCGCGAUUACAAUUAAAUGACAUUGCUUUACUUCGUUUGGCGCGACCAGUUCAAUACACGAAUUGGAUUAAGCCUAUUCCUCUUCCGACCGUAUCCGAUGUCAACAAGAACUUUGACGGAGUUCCAUUGAUUGCAUCCGGAUGGGGAACGACUGAGCAUGCUGCUAGAAGUGACAUUAAGUUAAAGGUAAAACUGAAUGGCACUUCAUUAGAUAAAUGUAACGUUUUAUACAGUGGUUAUGGUGUCACUUUGACAAACCUACAUUUAUGUGCUGGAGGUGAAAAAGGAAAGGACUCGUGCAAAGGUGAUAAUGGUGGCCCGUUGAUACAUGAAAACAAGUCUGACCCGAAAAAUGUGCAAUAUUCCAUAGUCGGGGUUGCUUCGUUUGGAUCAUCACCAUGUGGAUUAAAAGACGUUCCCGGUGUCUAUACGAGAGUUGAUCAGUACAUUGAUUGGAUAUCAAAUCAUAUGAAUAAGCAAGAAAACCGAUAAACCGAUCUUCAGGUGUGUUCUAUAAGAUCCCUUCAUCGCGAAUGGCUAAAUUUAUGAAAAAAAAUCCUUGAAAUUUUAUAUGGAACAAGUGAAUUUCAAUAAAAAAUAAAGAUUAGCAUGUUUAUGUGAA
Molecule: messenger RNA, 775 nt
Organism: Contarinia nasturtii (swede midge)
Lineage: Eukaryota; Metazoa; Arthropoda; Insecta; Diptera; Cecidomyiidae
Product: melanization protease 1-like
Exons: 6
Biological process (GO): proteolysis
Molecular function (GO): serine-type endopeptidase activity
Source: RefSeq, a predicted model, not a curated record